Molecule: messenger RNA, 2138 nt
Organism: Balaenoptera musculus (blue whale)
Lineage: Eukaryota; Metazoa; Chordata; Mammalia; Artiodactyla; Balaenopteridae
Gene: NSUN4
Product: NOP2/Sun RNA methyltransferase 4
Exons: 6
Coding region: 48-1202 (384 amino acids)
Biological process (GO): rRNA methylation
Cellular component (GO): mitochondrial large ribosomal subunit
Molecular function (GO): methyltransferase activity
Source: RefSeq, a predicted model, not a curated record
UCUCCCUUAGCGGUUCCGGUCGGAAUUACCCGGCAGCACACGCCGACAUGGCUGCGCUGGUAGGGAAAGGUGUGCGCGACAUGCUGAAGCGUGCGGACUUCAUGACGGUCCCGCGGAGACAACGACAUAAGAAGAAAUGGGCUGCCACAGAGCCCAAAUUUCCUGCCAGUCGACUGGCUCUGCAGAAUUUUGACAUGACCUACAGUGUGCAAUUUGGGGAUCUUUGGCCAUCGAUCCGGGUCAGUCUCCUCUCAGAGCAGAAGUAUGGUGCACUGGUCAAUAACUUUGCUGCCUGGGAUCGUGUGAGUGCUGAGCUGGAGCAGCUGAGUGCCAGGGACUUCGUGAAUGAAGCUAUCUUCCAUGGGGAACCAGAACCUGAGAAUGGCCAAACUGCAGCUCCACCCCCUGCCUCCUGGGCCUGCAGUCCAAACCUUCGAUGCUUCACUUUCGCCAGAGGGGAUGUCAGCCGUUUCCCUCCUGCCAGGCUUGGCAGCCUGGGUGUCAUGGAUUACUACCUGAUGGAUGCUGCCUCCUUGCUGCCUGUCCUGGCCCUCGGCCUACAGCCUGGUGACACCGUGCUUGACCUGUGUGCCGCCCCUGGGGGAAAGACACUAGCAUUGCUUCAGACUGGCUGUUGCCGCAAUCUCGCUGCCAAUGAUCUCUCCACUUCACGAGCAGGCAGACUACAGAAGGUCCUUCACAGCUAUGUGCCUCAAGAUGUCAGGGAUAGGAAUCGAGUUCGAGUCACAUCAUGGGAUGGCAGGAAGUGGGGAGAACUGGAGGGGGACAUCUAUGACCGGGUGCUGGUGGAUGUGCCCUGUACGACAGACCGCCACUCCCUUCAUGAGGAGGAGAACAACAUCUUUCAGCGUUCAAGGAAGAAGGAGCGGCAGAUGUUGCCUGUGUUGCAGGUGCAGCUUCUUGCGGCUGGACUCCUUGCUACCAAACCAGGAGGCCACGUUGUCUAUUCCACCUGCUCACUCUCACACUUACAGAAUGAGUAUGUGGUGCAAGGCACCAUCGAGCUCCUGGCCAAUCAAUAUGGCAUCAAGGUUCAUGUGGAAGACCUGACUCACUUCCGAAAGCUUUUCAUGGACACAUUUUCUUUCUUCCCGUCCUGCCAGGUUGGGGAGCUGGUAAUCCCAAACCUCAUGGCCAAUUUUGGGCCUAUGUACUUUUGCAAAAUGUGUAGAAUGACGUAGCAUCACCCUGUUCCUGAAGUCCUGUUGUAGGAAGACAAAGGGUGUACUCUUGUGAAGACCAGUGGCAGAGGUGCACUCUGGCCUGUCUCCAUCCCAUUCAAGUCUUUCUAUAGACAGUUUUCAGCAGUAGGAAGUAAGAGUUUUUCUGUCCUGCUGUCCAAUUGUGGAGCAUCAGCACGUUUCUAACUCACUUAUUACACUCCACUUCCAACCCCUACUCCCCAACUCUGAGCCUGUGCUAAAGGUUCCUGCCCCAUUAGGGGCUUAGGAGGAGGAACCUGUGAGCAGGGCCACUCUUUAAGCUGUAAACUUGGGAAGAAGCAUUUAGCCAAUAAAAUUGUUGAAGCUCCAUGGAGCUGGGACUGUAGUUGGGGGGUCUCACGUCACUCCAAGUAGUGUUAGUUCCUUUUGUACCCAGGUACCCAAAGCGCAGGACCUCAGCCUGGUUACAGAGCCCAUCUCACACUUGAGGUGAGAGUUCUGCAUGAUAAGUCUUGAGCAGCCGAAGGGCUUAAACAAGCCUACCAAGUUUCUCCAUAUGUCCCAUGAUCUAAUUUAAGAAACAAGUAACUAAAAUGUUAAGCCAGUGCAUAAUAAUCUGCUUACUUACUUUGAGAAAGCUCUCUUGAGCUGAAUAAUUCCAGCCAUUCCUCCUGCUGUCAACAGCACUGCUUCCCAAAUGUGGCUGGGAAGAGGUCUAGUGGCUCCAGUGGCUCCUGUGCUCUAGAGCCUGCGAGCCACAACUACUGAGCCCACGUGCCACAACUACUGAAGCCCAUGUGCCUAGAGCCCAUGCUCCGCAACAAGAGAAGCCACCGCAAUGAGAAGCCCGCGCACCGCAAUGAAGAGUGGCCCCCACUUGCUGCAACUAGAAAAAGCCCAUGCGAAGCAGCAAAGACCCAACGCAGCCAAAAAUAAAUAAAUUUUUAAAAAACU